GUGCGUGUGCAGAGAAACAGGACAGGAUGAUGCUGUCCGAGCAAGCCCAAAAGUGGUUUCCAACCCACGUGCAGGUCACAGUGCUCCAAGCCAAAGAUCUAAAGCCAAAAGGCAAAAGUGGCACCAAUGACACAUACACUAUAAUUCAGCUGGGCAAGGAAAAGUACUCCACCUCUGUAGCUGAGAAAACCCUUGAGCCAGUCUGGAAGGAGGAGGCCUCUUUUGAGCUACCUGGAUUGCUAAUGCAGGGGAAUCCAGAGAAAUACAUUCUUUUCCUUAUAGUCAUGCACAGGUCCCUGGUGGGUCUGGAUAAAUUUUUAGGGCAGGUGGCAAUCAAUCUCAAUGACAUCUUUGAGGACAAACAAAGAAGGAAAACAGAGUGGUUUAGAUUAGAAUCCAAACAAGGAAAACGAAUCAAAAACAGGGGUGAGAUAAAGGUCAAUAUUCAAUUUAUGAGGAACAAUAUGACUGCAAGUAUGUUUGACUUAUCAAUAAAGGACAAAACCAGAUCUCCUUUUGCAAAGUUAAAAGAUAAGAUGAAAGGCAGAAAAAAUGAUGGAACAUUUUCUGAUACAUCUUCUGCAAUCAUUCCAAGUACUCACAUGCCCGACGCCAAUACUGAAUUUUCAGCUGGUGAAAUACAGAUGAAAUCCAAACCAAAAAAGCCUUUUCUUUUGGGUCCUCAGCGACUCUCAUCAGCGCAUUCAAUGUCUGAUUUAUCUGGGUCCCACAUGUCUUCUGAGAAACUGAAGGCUGGCACCAUAGGUCAAACACAUCUUCUCAGACACCAGUUAGAUUCCUUUGGAGCAGUUCCAGAAAGUGGAAGUCUCAAAUCUCCACACAGAAGAACAUUAAGCUUUGAUACUUCUAAAAUGAACCAACCUGACAGCAUUGUGGAUGAAGGUGAAUUGUGUUUCAGAGGACAAAAUGACCCAUUUACAAAUGUGACUGCUUCAUUACCCCAAAAAUUUGCAACACUGCCAAGGAAGAAAAAUCCAUUUGAAGAAAGCAGUGAAACAUGGGACAGCAGCAUGAGUUUAUUUUCAAAACCAAUUGAAAUAAGAAAAGAAAAUAAAAGAGAGAAAAGGGAGAAAGUUAGCCUGUUUGAAAGAGUUACUGGAAAAAAAGAUAGCAGAAGAUCUGAUAAACUUAACAAUGGGGGAUCUGAUAGCCCUUGUGACUUGAAAUCACCUAAUGCAUUUAGUGAAAAUCGCCAGGACUAUUUUGAUUAUGAGUCAACAAAUCCAUUUACAGCAAAAUUCAGGGCUUCCAAUAUAAUGCCAUCUUCAAGUUUUCAUAUGAAUCCGACAAGCAAUGAAGACCUCAGGAAAAUCCCGGACAGCAACCCCUUUGAUGCCACUGCAGGGUAUCGUAGUCUGACCUAUGAAGAGGUUCUGCAGGAGCUGGUGAAACACAAAGAACUCCUUAGGAGGAAAGACACCCACAUCCGGGAACUCGAGGACUACAUUGACAACCUCCUUGUAAGGGUAAUGGAAGAAACACCCAGUAUUCUCAGAGUGCCAUAUGAACCAUCCAGGAAAGCUGGCAAAUUCUCUGACAGUUAAUAAAGCCAAUUAUAUUGUAUUUAUAAUUGGACAAAGAGAGAGAAGGAAGGAAGGAAGGGAGGGAGGGAGGAAGAGAAGGAAGGAAGGGAGGGAGGGAGGAAGGAAGGGAGGAAGGAAGGGAGGGAGGAAGGAUGGACUUGUUAAUGGAAAGAGACUACACUAUCAUCUUUCAUUACAUAUUCUCCUUCAUUUUGAAAAAUAGUUUUACCUGUAAAUAUUAGCAGGAACUAUCAAGAGUGACCUUAGAAGCAAGCUAAAUAGUUAAAACUUUUAAAGUGAAAAUGGGCCAGAUUCUCAAUGAAUAAGUGGUUCCUUAGGACUCACUCAGGUGCUGGUACUGACCAACUAAUCUGCCAUAGGCCCAGAAAUAUCUUCAGAAGUACAUGAGUUGUUCCUCAGGAAUAGAUUUUUCAUAAAGCAGAAUUGAUACUGUGGCUGGUUUCUCAGAAAUCAAUUUGUGGAAAUAUUUAGCUUCAGGAAUACUGCUCAUUAUAAACACUACUGAAAAAAGUUUAUGUUUUAUAUACACAUAUGUACGUGAAUAUAUAUUCAUGUAUCUUGUAUAUAAAAUAUAGGCAUAUACCUCAUAUAUACAUGUGUUUUUAGAACACUUAGAAGCAACUGAUUGCCUCUAAAGUUAGGCUACCAAUUUCUUAAUUUGAAACUGUGUGUGCUCUCAAUGCAAGACGAGUCAUCGUUCCUACUGUCGUGGUUUGUUAUAGAGAAGCUGCUUCAAAUCACUCUUGACUACAUGGACCUUGGUUUCAAAGUGAGCUGCUAUGUAUCAUUCUAGCAACAAAGCUUUUCUCUUUUCCCAAAAGUAAUGAUCUCAAGUUCUUUUUAAAAGAAUGACAAAUUUUAGGAGAUUUCAUUAACUUCACAACAGCAUGAAUUUCUUUGAAUUAACUAUCUUAACAUUUGAGUUUGUUUAAGGUAUAAGCAGAAUAUAAGCUAAUAUUGUUAGUUUUGUUGAAAUUCUGCAUGCCUUUAAAUCACUAGCAAAGCAAAUAUUAUAAAGUUAUAUCUGAUAAUAAUUGUGGGAAGUAUGUGAUUAUCUGGUGUCUGAUAACCCAAAGCAGUGGGCAGAUUCUAGGAAUGAAGAAUUAGGCUUGGUUUCAGGUUACAUAAAUAAUAGAGCAGAUGGUUGCUUUUGGGUCUUGAACCAAAAUAAGACUUACUAAAGGAAGAGUGAGUUUUUAGAACAGACCUUUACUAGCGUGACAUUAUGCAUUACUCCACAUCCACCCUUUAAGAAUUGAUUUAUUACAAACUUUUUUUAUUUUAAAGCCUGCUUCCCCAAAAUGUUGAUUUCUUCCAUGGAUAAUUUUUAUAUGAUUUGUACAAAAUUCUUCUAAAAUUUAAGUUGAAAAGCAGUGUUAUAAAAAUAUUGCUAAUCUUCUGCUUUUCAGCCUUAAAAGUCUUAAAUACUAUAAAACAUUGAGAGUAUCUGUGUCUUUCUAAAUUUAAAAUGAAAAAUUCAUCUCCAUAUGGAGACUUAUAUAUUCCCCAAUCCUUCCAUGAAUUGCACUUUUUCUAAUACUUAUCUCUGUUAAGACUCCAUUGAAAGUUAAAUAAUAGUUUUGUUUUGUUUUGUUUUGUUUGCUUAUUUUAGUUUUUGGAAUCAGAGAAUACUUGACCAAGCUCAUAUUCAUAAACUAAAACCCCUUGUUAUUUGUAUCUUCUGCAUUUCAGUUUUACUGUAAGAACAUGCAUUUUGAAAUUAUGAAUAUUUUUUUCAUAAAAGUUAAAUGCUUUAAGAAAUGGAAAAGGAAAAAUAGCUUUUACCAAUUUUUUAUUCACUUAAAAUUGUGUCAUAAACCUCAAAAUCUGGUAUAGAAUUAUCUUUCUCAUUUGAGAUCUUGGUAGUUAUUUUUUUUAACAUGGUGCCACUUUUAAUUAGCUAAAUGUUACAAAUUCUCAGCAUUUGUUUUUUCUGGUAGUAUUAUUGAGUCUUUUUCGAAAAUACACUUUUAAAAAUGCCAAAAUCUAUGUUUUUAGUAUUAUGACAUUAUCUGCAGACACUAUAAUAAUAUGCUUUGGCCAAGUUUGCUGUUUAUAGAAGUGAACCAAGAUGUCAGUUUUUUACUGGGGUUAUGUUUUACAUAAAUAGAGCUCAUUUAAAAGUAUGGUUCAAGUACUGCUAUUCUUUGCAAUGAAGACAUUGAUUUUUAAGGAGUGAUUUUUUUUUUUCCUACAUAAAACCUGUUAAGAUUUAGGCUAUUCAUACAUGAGUGAUUUGGUUAUAACUCAAUCAAAAUUUUUAUCUUUAAAUCCGAGACAAGUACUAUAUUUAAAACUGGAUCUGUUAAUACAUUCAUCACUGCCUGAAAAUUUGCUGUUCUAAUGUUUAUGAAUUUUCACUCAUUACCUAGAGUAAACUUACUGCAUAUUUUCAUAAUCAAUCAAAAUAAUAAACUAAAAACAAGUUCCCAAAUAAACAUAUCAGUGUUUUCUGUGUUUGGGCAGAAGUGCAGAGUAGUUUUAGUUUCUAGUAUUGUAGAAAAAGAGGCCAAAAAGGUCACCUUAGCUUAUUUUUCCAAAAUGUAACUUUAAGUAUUUUAACGAUAUAUUUCAUUAGUUGCUUACAAAUGGAAAUAAAAUAUAUGUGCUCAUUAAAUAAUGCACAGCACACUAGAUUAUAGAUAGAGCUUACUUUUCUUUUAUGCGUAAGAGAAUGCAUGCCCCAAAACACUUCUACCACCAAGAAGAUUUUUUUAAAUCACAGAAUUGAUACUUAUCUCAAGCCUACCUUAAGCUAACAUACUUCUGUUACGUAAUUAAACUAUUUCUGCUAUCAUUUUUAAAGCAGUAUUAUUUUAUAACCAGUUCUAAAAUUCAGCUUUAAAAAUACUGAACAUACCUUCCUACCACUGAUGCUUCAAGUUUCAUUUAUUGAAUACCAGGGUCGUAUCUUAGAAUUGUAUAUAACAUAACAUGUAACCCAUUCAUGAAAAAUAUUUAAGUAUUACUUUUUGCUGCUAUGUUCUGCUUUGAGAUUAGUUUUGCCAUCGUCCCAUGAAUGUAGUAUUAUCCAUAGAUUAUACAUAACUACAUCUAUUGCUUUAGGCAGUAAAUCAAGAUUUAGUUGUAGUUUUCCAGCUGUGAAAAUGUUGCCUUGUAUUUAAAAGGGUUUCAUGAGUGGAAACCUAAGUAAAACUAAGCUCAUUAGUGACAGACUUGCUUUCUUCAUGUCACUCCUCCACCAACUCCCCCACCACCACACAUUCCUGCCGACCAUCCCUGUAAGGGUGCUUAUUCUUCUUCAACAAAGAGAAUCUAAAAAAAGCAAAAAUAAAAACUGUUGUCUAAUGUAUCUACAGUAAUCGUUACAGUAGAGCUUUUAUUUUUCUCUGUAGCUUUUCAGAAAAAGUGAUCUACCUUGGAUUUGUAAAUCAAGCUUAAACUUUUUUGAUCUUACAGUCCUCAUACUCAUGUCUUGUAGGUGGUAGGUGUCACUUGUGUGUAUAUGUAAGUAAAGUAUGAUGCAUGCUCAUUCACUUGGUCUCUUUGAAGUAAGGGAAAGGAUCACAGUGCUGCUGAGCCAUGGUGGUAGAUGGAAGGGUCUGUCAGCACACAUGAAAAACCCCCAUUUGCACACAUGUAGAACUUUAAUAAUCCAGAUGCAACCAUUGGAAGUAUUUAAUAUGCAAUUGAUAAUUAAUCUGCAUAUGAAGCAUUUUCUGAUAUAUUUAAUAAGGUGUAGAAGCUCUUCAAGCAUUAAACUAGAGUUGAUAUUUUAUUCCAUUUAUUUUCUCCAUCAAAAAAUGCACUCUCACAGUGGAAUUGAAGUCUAAUAAAUGAUACACAUGGGCCUGUUAAUCUUCGAAGCUUCCAGAUGGUUUGUGUUUUGAGGUACAAAAAAAUGCUGCAGAUCUAGAAAUGCAUAUAUAGCAGAUAUUUGAAAGAUGGAAGCAUUAUUUAUAACUGAAGAGUUUAACACUUACCUUCUUAAGUAAAUGGUUUCAUAACUUGUAUACAUUUUUGCAGGUACAAACUCAGAAGUAUGUAAGCAUUGUAUAAUGUGACAAUUGUAUAAUUUAUGUAAUCUGAUGCAUGGAUCAGAAUUUUUAUAUAAUAUAUGAUUAUUGACUUAUAGUUGAUUAAAGUGUUUAAACUUAAUUCAGUUGUCAACAUUUAUUACAGAUACCACAGAGUUACCAUAAUGGAUUUAUAUAUGAGUCCUCCUUGUCUUUUAAUAAUUAUCUAGGAUGCCUCUUAUGUGGUUUAUUGUAGCACAUAUUCUGUAAGACCUGCAAACUUAUUUUACUAUGAAAAUAGUUCUGAAAAGUCAUUCAAAAGAGUAGUUUUUAAGUAUAAGUGAACAUUCUUCAACAAAUAUGUGGAUGCCCUCUACAUAUAAUACAUCCCUUCGUAGGGAUGGAGCUUGCAAUUUAAUAGAAAUGAUAUUUGAGUAUUAUAUAAAGGCUAAGGUCUAUGUCGAGCACUUUCUAUUUAUGCUUUAUGUCUCACAACAACCCUGUAAGGUAGGGAAUGCACAAGCUUCCAGGGGAAAUGUAAGAAAAGCCUUUGUGGUACUCAAGAAAGUAGAAUAGGGUUGGUAAACCCAAUAGCGUUUCUCAUCACUUCUUAUCCUCCAGCUCGUACCAGAAGUCAUUAAUCAGUCACCACUUCCAGUCCCCUCAACACAGCAGUGUAAGUGCACCUCUCUGCAUCCAAUGUAUGGGUACAUUUUUAUGGCAGUGUAUUAGGUAGUUGUAUUCUAGAUUAUGGGACGUGAAUCAUAUGUAGUCUUAGACAUAAAUCAUACAUAUUUGGCACAACGGAUUUCCCAGCAGGCCGGAAUACCUUUCUGUUCUGGAAUUGUAGUCCCUUCUGCAGGGCCCAUUUAACCUGCCCCUUUAUUUCUCCCAGUAUGUCUUUAGAUUCUUCUUUCUACCUACCCACAGCAUACACGUUUCUUUUUCCUUAGUCUGUGGAGACAAAAAUAUUUGGGGUAAAUAAUUUGGAAGUAGAGAGCUAUUAUGAGUCUGUUAAGGUAGCUAUUUUUUAUGUAGGGCUUGUGACCUAAAUUCCCAAUAUUUGACAUUUUUCCUCAAAUAAUUUUACAUGAUACCACAGCUUCAUACUUUUAUACUUAUAAGCAAUAUUUAAUUCCGUGUUUAUGUACCUAUAAUUACAUGAACUAAAAGUGCUUAAUUUUGAUCUUACAGUCCUUACACUCUGAAAUUUGAUUCUUAAAUGUUCAAUGGUUUCAUCAUUUGUUUGGCAUACUAAAAGCCAAAUUUAUGCUAGGAAGCACAAAAUCAAGUUUCUCUGUCAGGUUUUCAAUUACUGGUGUGUUGUGGUAAAAUGUAAGCUGUACUAUGAUUGGUCACUAACAUCAGUACCAAAGUUUGCAUGUGAUUU
This is a messenger RNA of Sapajus apella (tufted capuchin), 6932 nucleotides long. RefSeq names its product RAB11 family interacting protein 2 (gene RAB11FIP2). Gene Ontology annotation, molecular function: small GTPase binding. The record is from RefSeq and is a predicted model, not a curated record. Gene Ontology annotation, cellular component: endosome; phagocytic cup. The transcript is spliced from 5 exons. Bases 27 to 1565 code for a protein of 512 amino acids. Gene Ontology annotation, biological process: regulated exocytosis. Lineage: Eukaryota; Metazoa; Chordata; Mammalia; Primates; Cebidae.